ACUGAGGUUUUAGUGCCUCGGAAUCGGUGCGAGUUUGCUUUCGUUUCUGUGGUGCUGUCUCUAAUCUCUAUUAGUUGGCGAUCCGAUGCCGGUCGAAGCGGGGGCGCGACUGCUCAAUGCCUUCCGGCUUCCCGUCACCGCUGCUUAUAAAUAACCAUUGAACCACUCCCUUGCUUGCCUUGCCUUGCCUUGCCUUGCCUUCAAAGGUUUCUCGAGACCCACUUCCUACUUUUUCUCUUGGAGUUCUGGAGAUCCUUUUUCCUUUUCCUUCUUUCUGCUUUCCUGGCUGCCGGUGAGGAGGGCUGUGUGCCGAAAGGACAAGGAAGGUUUUUGUUUGUCUGUUUGAGCAAUUUGAUUCAAGAUGAUGGGAUCUUUUCUAACGCGGGCUCUUGUAAUGGCUCUGGGGUAUGCUUACCCUGCUUAUGAAUGCUACAAAACUGUGGAAUUGAACAAGCCAGAGAUUGAGCAGCUUCGGUUUUGGUGUCAGUAUUGGAUUUUAGUUGCUGUGCUGACAGUCUUUGAGAGGGUAGGAGAUGCUUUCGUUUCAUGGUUACCAAUGUAUAGUGAAGCUAAAUUGGCAUUCUUUGUAUAUCUGUGGUAUCCUAAAACUAAGGGAACCAUGUAUGUUUACAACACCUUCUUUCGACCAUAUGUUGCGAAGCAUGAGAGCGAAAUUGACCGUAAUUUGCUUGAGUUAAGAACUAGGGCUGGUGACAUUGUUGUGCUCUAUUGGCAAAAGGCUGCAAGCUAUGGGCAGACAAGAUUUUUUGAUAUCUUACAGUAUGUUGCUGCACAAUCACAGUCGCCACCAGCACGACCUCGUCCUGUUCAGCGGCAGCCACCACUGCAGACUCACCUGGCACAACCGCCUGCUCAACAACAGGCAGCUACAGCGAGUCGCCAGGCAGCACCUGCUGUACAACAGGCAGCUGCAACAAAUCGGCAGGCACCUUCUACAGGAAUGCCAAAUCAACAACAGGCAGUACCUCAAGCAACCCAACAGCCAAUGCGAGGAGUGCCUGCUAGCCCAGCAAAGGGCAAGCAGCAGCAAGAUGGUGCUAGAGUUGGCGGUCCUCAACAAACUUCUUCCUCUUCUGUAACCAGCCCCCUAAGUUCAGAGAAUGCUGACAGUCUUGCGCAAAAUGAAGUAGGAGCUAAGCAAGUGGAGGAUGUAAAAGGGACAGCUAGUGAGGGCACAAGCCCGCCCCCACAGGAGAUGCUGAUUGAAGAGGCAAUCCGUGUGACCCGAGGCAGGUUAAGGAAAAGAGCUGCCACCGCUGGACCUGCAGGUCGUUAGAGGUAUUUGUGGCCCUUUUAUUUCUUCUUUCCUUGUUUGUUUACACUUGUUUAGUGGAUAUUGAAGCAGAAGUUGAUGUGAUUUUACGAUCAUUGGUUUGAUAUCUUCUAGUACUAGUACCCAGUGUUUCAGGUUCAUCUGUGUAUGUAAAUGACUGUUGUUGAAGAGGGAUUGAAUAAAUGUUAGCUGCUAAAUGAUGAAUGAAUCCAAGAAAUGAGAAGCUUGUUGUCAGUUGUAGACU
Molecule: messenger RNA, 1538 nt
Organism: Dioscorea cayenensis subsp. rotundata (Guinea yam)
Lineage: Eukaryota; Viridiplantae; Streptophyta; Magnoliopsida; Dioscoreales; Dioscoreaceae
Product: HVA22-like protein i
Exons: 7
Coding region: 362-1297 (311 amino acids)
Source: RefSeq, a predicted model, not a curated record